AUUUCAAGUUUAUCAGAUGAAUCAUUAGCGGGAUUCUGGUCCCUAGAGCUACUGGACCUCUCAUACAAUCUGAUAUCUCAUCUACAAUCUGAUAUUUUCAAGGAUACAAGUCAGCUAAAUAAACUCUUCCUUCAGCAUAACAGGAUACAGAGGAUACAGGACAAAACAUUUACAGGUUUGAAUAAUCUCCUACUCUUGAAUCUAUCCCACAAUGCUUUAACCUCAGACAGCUUAAACAACCAGACCUUUCAAGAGCAGGGUAAGCUAGUAGCCCUAGACCUGAGCUACAAUGAGAUCUCUAGAAUUGAGGCAGGAAACCUCUUAAACUUGCCUGGACUCCAGAUCCUUAACCUUCAGCAUAAUCUUAUUCAAGACAUUCAGAGCCAGAGUUUUCAGUCACUCAGGAAUCUGCAUAUCCUAAUGCUAUCUGAGAACCAACUCUCCACCCUUCCCUCCUCCCUCUUCUCUCCUCUCUCCUCGCUCAACUCCCUCUCACUCGACCACAACCUCCUUGCUUCCCUCCCCGAGGACCUCUUCUCAGCCUCCAGCAACCUGGGAGUACUGGCCCUCAACAGUAACCUCCUGGAGGCCAUUCCCUCGGCCCUGGGCAGUCUUAUUAACCUGAGGACUCUGGAUCUUGGCGAGAAUAUGAUUAAACAGGUUGAAAACUCUGAGCUAGCUGGGUUGGUGAACCUGUACGGGCUACGCCUGGCUGGAAACCGGUUAUCUGCAGUACAGGCUGGGUUGUUUACCAACAACUCAAACCUAAACGUACUGAAUCUUGCCAAUAAUAAAAUCAAGGAGAUCAAACAGGAUUCAUUAAAAAACCUAAGGAACCUGAAGGGAUUAAUAAUAUCAAUAUUUAGGAACAAGGAGAACAGAAUUGAAACUGUUGCUUCUGGCGUUUUUCGAGAUCUGGCGAAUUUAACUCGAGUUGAACUCCAACAUAAUCAACUUAAAUCAAUUCAACUGGACGCCUUGGCUACUUCAACAUCAGGUGGCCCUCCUGAAGUUCUAAUGUCCGAGAAUCCCUGGCUAUGUGAUUGUGAGUUAGAAUGGUUGAAGAACAUCAAUAGACUCUCCGUAAACUCAAACUAUGCCCGCGUUCAAGAUAUCGAAAGCAUGACCUGCAUCACCUCCAGCCCCGCUCUGGUGUCCAGGCCAGUCCCAAUCUUAUUGGUUGAGAGCAAGGAGUUCCUGUGUGAGUAUGAGGCCCACUGUGUGGCGAACUGCUUCUGCUGUGACUUCUUUGCAUGUGAUUGCAGGAUGCAAUGCCCAGAAGGAUGCACCUGCUUCCAUGACAACCAGUGGACCAGCAACAUUAUCCAGUGCUCACAUGGAGACUUCUCUGACGUUCCACCGCUUAUCCCUAUGGAUGCCACAAGUGUCUAUUUGGAUGGGAACAAUAUGACGGAACUGGAAAGCCCCGGGUUUAUUGGUCGCCGAAGAAUAGAAGAAGUAUAUUUGAAUAACAGCCAGAUACAAACAAUUACCAACUAUUCAUUUGAAGGACUAACUGGUGUUAAAAUGCUUCAUUUGGAAUUCAACCUAUUGAGUUCGCUAAUGGGGAAUGAAUUUAAUGGUCUGGUGGAGCUGAAAGAACUUUUUCUUCAGAACAACAGACUUGUGGCAAUAGGAGCUGAGACCUUCAGCACUCUGAGUUCAUUGACAACUCUAAGGUUAGACGGCAACCAAUUGACAUCCUUCCCAGUUUGGGAGUUAUCAGUCAAUCCCAUUCUCAGCUCCCUUUUCCUGGGGGGUAACUUGUGGUCCUGUGAUUGUGAGUUCUUGAACCCUUUUCUUGUGUUCCAGUGGAAGUUUGGGUCUAAACUCCAGGAAAAGGAAGAUCUGAGAUGUGUCAAGGAUCCCGUUCAGAAUCCUGUCACAAGCGCUCUCAUCAGCUCUGUAGUUUGUGGAGAUGACAUGAAGACCAAUGUUCAGUCAAGUAUUACCUCUGUGGAUUAUACGCCCAUUCUUGUUGCAGUGUUCCUUGCUGUUCUUCUUAUUGUUAUCGCCUAUCUUGUCAUCUUUACCUUUAGGAGAAGGAUAAAGCUCUGGUUUCACUCUAAAAAUGAAGAUAAAAGUGUUUAUGCGCCCACCAAUGAUAAACUUUUUGAUGUAUUUAUCAGCUACUCAAUGGAGGAUAAACAGUUUGUUGAAAACAGUUUUGCUGCCAAUCUUGAACAUGGUGCUACCAGCUACCGUCUCUGCUUACACCAGCGGGAUUUUAAUCCCAGCACGCCGAUCUAUGAUUCGGUGUCAGUAGCAACAGAAUCCAGUUCUAAAACUAUUUUGAUGCUAUCUCGCAGCUAUCUUCGAUCUCAAUGGCCUCUGAUUCGAACAACUUUUAUCAGCACCCUCAUGAAUAAUAGCAGUAAGGUGAUCUUUAUCCAGCUGGAAGAGCUACUGGAAGAGGAGCUUGAUGAGUGGACUGAUUUAAAGCAGUUAAUGGGAAGCUCCCCAGUCAUUAAAUGGGGUGAAAGCGGGUUCUGGAGCAAGUUAAGAUACUACCUACCUGAACCUGUCUACCUAACCUUCCAUCGUAACGUAACCCUGAGAGGCGGAACGUUAAACAGUCGUAGUCAUUACGAACCCGUGGCACCAAACCAAAUCUGGACUUACUUUGUAGAGGACUCACAUAGUUCUUUGGACACCAAUACCACAGAGAUGUCGGAUACAUCCAAUGAGUCAUCAAAAUCUCCCAACUUGGACCACACCUACUAUUCUAUAGAUGCAAAUCACAUAUACCACACUCUGGACCCAGGGGCACCUUGCGCCCACAAUCCACCCCGAGGUCGGAUCUACAUUAAUCGUAAUCUCGAUCUCAUCGACAACAAGGGGGCUGUUUGCCUUGUUCAAGGGGGUGGAGAACAAGGCUCAGUGCGUCUUGUCCAGAGCGGGGAUCAGGGCGGGACUCGUCCCUCUCAACUCUUCUCCAUCACGCCCCCGCCCUCCUUUUCAGUCAACCAUAAGAAACCAAUGCAUUGCACUGACAGUGAAUAUGUUGUUUAAUCUAUCAAUCAAAACAUUCAGGCCUUCCAAUCUGUCCCCCCCCCACUCCUCCUCCUCCUCUUUCCAACCACAUACCCCUCUUCUCCUUCCUACCUCCCCCCUCCUUUUCUUCCUUUCCCAAACCCCUUCCAAAUUUCCAGCAAUGGCUAAAUCGAUCAACCAGAACAUUUCAAGCUAUACAUACAGAAUAUAAACGUCGGAUUAUCUACUUGCUAAACUAGGACAAUGUUCAAAAUUUGGCUACUGUUUCAAGUUUCAAAAAUAUUCGUUGAUUAAUGAAAAAGAAAAGUGAAUCUUUCCCAAUCAAUUCACAAAAACGUUAAAAUUAAUCUUUUUUGGAUAAAUUGUUUCAUCGGAAUCCAAUAUGUGUUAAUUUUAAAGGGGAUGUUCGCCUCUUUGAAAAUGCACAAAUUUUUAAAUUAAGAAUCACAACUUAGCUUAACUUACGGUUCAAAGAUGUCGCUCUGAGCCAGAAAAAAUGGCGAUAUUAUGAGUAUUUUGAAAUAAGUGUACAAUCCCUCUAACCUGCCAACUUGGUAUUAUCUCGGCUGUGACCUUUAAAAACUUUAAGAAGCAACCCUAACAGUUUUUUUUCGUAAAAUCGAAAUAUCGAAACUUCUGAAUAUUGGAAUAUCGAAAUAUUGAAAAGAUUUCGCGCAUUCCAUAUUUAGUCUAACCACUUUGGUUUAAAAUGACAGGAUGCUUAAAAAUAGUAAUAUGAAGUGCGGGAUCAGUCCCGUUAAUAUGUAAAUUAUGUACUAUUUAUAUGUACCAGCUGUUUUACCUAUGUUCGUCAUGUUUAUUUAAUGUACACUGUACAGGGUUUAAUAUUAGACAUUUUCAAAUUUAUUAUUUGAUUAUAGUUCACAACGUCUGAUUGAGAAUGAAUAAGAUAUUUAUGUUUUUCUCUUUAAAAUUGAUUAUUUUCAACUGCGGUUCCUCUAUUAUGUGAAUUUAGAAUUUGUGCUACAGAAACAAUGGAUGGAAAUAUAACAAGUUUCAAGCUAGAUAAACGAUGAUAUUUUCAACAUUAUUGAUCAGAUAAAGAUUAAAGUUGGGAAUCGGCCGUGCCCUUUUUUAGAUAAAAAACUUAAAAAUGCAAUUAUCUUUUUUUAUUCUUAAAUCAGCUUCAAAAUAAGUGUCGUCUUCCCAACCAAUGUUUGUUAUAGAAACCUGUUCAAUAUCAUUUAUAUAAUAUUUAUAAAAUAUGUUGCUUGAAGGCGUAUUAACCUAGUCAGAAAUAUAUUGUUUUACAAUUUAA
Molecule: messenger RNA, 4273 nt
Organism: Eurytemora carolleeae
Lineage: Eukaryota; Metazoa; Arthropoda; Copepoda; Calanoida; Temoridae
Product: toll-like receptor Tollo
Exons: 11
Biological process (GO): signal transduction
Molecular function (GO): protein binding
Source: RefSeq, a predicted model, not a curated record